AUGCAGGCUGAACCUUCUGACGAUGUCGACGAUGAUUCGCUUUUCGGGUCACCGCCUCCUUCGCUAGGCAGAGCGUUAUCGUCGAGCACACUCCGCUCUACGUCGCAGCCAUCGCCUAGUGUGAUACAGCCUCCAAUAUAUCCGGCUACAAAGACGCGUCCCUCCUCGUCUGUGCCUGACCAGUCGUCCUGUGGACCUCGUCCAGCAUCGCAUGGCCAGCGUAAGCCACGACGGACAAGAGAGAAGUCCACAGCGUCUUCCCAAGCGUCGAGCACCCCGCGGCCGACACCUCCCCCAAUCCCGCUACCAGGUCCUGACGAGCCUACUCCGCCGAACUUCCUGCGAAACCAACAGGCACUACUCGGCCUUGCAGGCCUUGUGGGUGGUGUGAACCCUGCACAGCUACAGCGGCAACCCCGAGGCUCUUCUUCUGGGAACCCCAUCGUUGUCGAAGACGUCCAAGAUGGACGUUCAGUCCUUUCUCGCAUGUCAGCGGAGCAGCCUUCACUUUCGAGACGGCCGUACCUUUCCCCUGUCGAUCCUACGCAGCUUCCGCAACCCCCAGGUGAAGACAUUCUCACGACCCUUGUACGGCAAAAAAACAUAUUCCCUGUUGUUGAAUCUCUCCUAAGGUUGCUCUCUUCCGGUGCGUCUCCCCCACAUGCAUCGCAAUAUCCCGUGCGUACGGGAUGGGAGAAGACUCCACCGAAUGCCCCUCCGUUGAAGCGCCGCAAACUCCGCACAGUACCUGCGGGUGCCGCCGACUGGGAUGUCCCCUACCCAUUUCAAGCCGGUCAAGGUCCAGCAGAAUACCAGGCUCACUGGGAGCGCGAGCGCGCGCGCCAGCUUCUUGCAGAUCUUGUGAGCGUCUUACAGAGCGCUACAAAGAAGGCUGCGAUGAAGACGUACGUUCAGCAACAUCAGACUGCCAUUGACAAGAAGCGGCGAUGGGACGAAGAAGAGAAGGUUUGGGGUCAUUAUAGGCCGGCGACACUGUCGUAUGGCUUGGAGGGAGCGCAGCUACCGCGUCAGGGCCAGGCACAGUCGACAACGAAGACGACGUUUCGAACCAGAGAUCCCGCUGUACGUGGAGGCGAUGAUGUCGCAGGACGGAUCGGAGAUGGUAUACGACUGGAGGGCGCAGCUGCCUCUACGUCGCAGCCGAUGACACCGUUCGACCAGCUGGUCGCAUCCUUACUUUCUGCAUCGCAACUGCCUCAACACUCGGGUGCCAGCGUGGACUCACAAGUGUCUUCUUCCGUCUCAGAAAAUACCCCGCCGGACUUCGACGGUUGGAUCUCACUACUCACGUCCGUUCCCCCGGGCGAUCCAAACGGAAUUGCAGUCAGUGCUUACCCCUAUGAUACCCAGAAUCCCCUCCAGUCUGCUCUUGGUUCACUUCCUUCAUCUUCGACAUCUGUUCAGUCACAAAUUCAACCGAGUCAGUCACAGCGUAUACCGGAUUUCCUCAUCGACCCUGAACUUCUGGCCCUUCCAUCUACCACAGUUAUACCUUCCGCGUCGAUUCCAUCAGCGACAGAGACUCAGCAAAGCGCUGACCCGCCACCAACACCGGCGCUCACCAGUACCAACUCCCCUGUGACCUCAACGAGUUCCUUGCCAGACGCAAGUCCUUGCCCGCCUACACCAGAGUGGGCAUGGGCGUUCGCAGAACCGGACGUUACGGAGGCGAUGGCGGAGUCGUUUGCGGAGCUAGACAUGGCGAUGGCUCUAGAUAGGGAAACGAUUGGAAACGAGCAAGGACCGGAUCCCAUAGCAGAUAAGACUAGGAUGGACGUUCUGGAAGAUGUGGAGAAGUCGGUCUCUACAACGGCGCCCUUUCAGGGUAUUUUACAUCUCCCGAGCGCGAACCUUGUUCAGGACUCAACAUCUUCCACGAUUGCCAUGCAACAUCCCGCUUUGAAUCCACAGCUUCCGGUAUCUCAACAGUCGUCAACUUCACCAUCUGCUCAUACUCAUGCUCACUCACCACCGUCUUCCACUUUGCAUACGAACUUUCGCAUGCUUACCCAACCUUCUUUGCCGUGCACACAGCCAAAGCUUACGUCGUCUUACUAUCGGCCGUCUGUCAUGGUCCCAGCAAGAUCAACAUCGACCUCCGCACCUCUAGAUUCAAAGGCCGCGCGCUUGGCCCUUCUUGCGCGCGCACGCGCCCUACGCAGUGCGUUGGCGACUGAGGCGGAACGCGCAAAGGUGGAACUGUGGGAGACGACGGUGGAACAGGGUGUGCUAGGCAAUCUUGUGAAGGGUGAGAGGUAG
Messenger RNA from Sparassis crispa, 2280 nucleotides. RefSeq lists its product with no specific name. The record is from RefSeq and is a predicted model, not a curated record. The transcript has 3 exons. The coding region runs from base 1 to 2280 and encodes 759 amino acids. Lineage: Eukaryota; Fungi; Basidiomycota; Agaricomycetes; Polyporales; Sparassidaceae.